CUGACUUCAAAACGAAUUAACUUUAUAUAUUCAUUCUUUCAACCUUUUAUAGAGACUGGUUUUUUAAGGACAAAGAAAGUUGCGGCUGCAAUCGUCUGCUUGAUAAUAUUUAUAACACUAAUCUGCCUGAUAAUAUGGGUAUUUUACAGAUAUUACAAAAAAGUAAUGUGGCUUGGCUGCAUUACACCUAAGUGGAUAAUUCUGUUCUACUCAAACAAUCGGCUUACAGGUAAUUUUGGUGUAGUUUACAAAGGUAUUUAUUGUGGAAAAAAUGGGACUUCCGCAGUAGUUGCUUGUAAAACCAUAGAUUCUUUCCUUCGUGAAGGACUUAUGAUGGCCAAUUUUGACCAUCCUCAUGUCACACGGCUUAUUGGUAUAUCCCUGGCUUCGAAUGGCUGUCCGAUGAUCGUUACUGACUAUCUUGCGAAGGGAGAUUUGAGGCAUUACAUCAUUAAUCCAAAUAAUGUAAGUGCUGGAAUCCCUCUUAGAAAAAUUAAUGAGAGAAUUUACGUCUUUAUUGCUGAUGGUAUGGCUUAUCUUCACGAGAAGAAAUUCAUUCACCGCGACUUGGCAGCUCGAAAUUGCAUGCUGGAUGAAAAGCUGAAUGUUAAAAUAUCAGAUUUUGGGCUGAGUAGAGAUGUUUCUCGAGGUGGUAUGUAUGAAGCGAAGAAUAGGAACCGCGGAAUUCCAAUUCGUUGGAUGCCAAUUGAAUCUUUAGAAGAACAGCAAUAUACUUUCAAAGGUGACGUUUGGGCCUACGGUGUUGUAUUAUGGGAGCUUGCAACAAGAGGUCUUAUUCCUUAUGGCGACCUCGAAAUGAAGGAUAUAUUACGUUUAUUGAAGCAAGGGCAUCGGCUUUCUAAGCCAAAGAAGUGCCCAGAUAUUUUGUACCAAAAAGUUAUGCUUCUUUGUUGGUUGGAAGUUCCUGAAAGAAGGCCGACAUUCAACGAGCUUAAAGAGAUGAUGGAGGAUGUAGUUGACCAGCUCAAGAAGGGUAUUUCUGGCACGUCUUUGCUGAACAAUCACUAUGAACGUGUAUGCAAUCGUUCUGCAGCGACCACGCCAGUUUCAUACCCAAAGCCUUUCCCAGUGGGUUGCUGGGGGGGUUAUGGGGAAGGAUGUUUGGAAACAAGUAUUCGCGUAGACUUAUGA
Messenger RNA from Enterobius vermicularis (human pinworm), 1152 nucleotides. The record is from the annotation of a GenBank genome assembly. NCBI's taxonomy places the organism in Eukaryota, Metazoa, Nematoda, Chromadorea, Rhabditida, Oxyuridae.